Molecule: messenger RNA, 3657 nt
Organism: Epinephelus moara (kelp grouper)
Lineage: Eukaryota; Metazoa; Chordata; Actinopteri; Perciformes; Serranidae
Gene: kif23
Product: kinesin family member 23
Exons: 24
Coding region: 83-3109 (1008 amino acids)
Biological process (GO): microtubule-based movement
Cellular component (GO): nucleus; kinesin complex; microtubule
Molecular function (GO): microtubule motor activity; ATP binding; microtubule binding
Source: RefSeq, a predicted model, not a curated record
CGGAGGGAAAGUUCAAAAUUGGAGGAGGAACAGGAACGGUAAAAAAAAAAAAAAAAAAAAACUCGAUAGGACGCGAGUCACAAUGAACAGACAAGCGAAGGGUAGGACACCCCGCAGGCCUCCUCAUAAAAAGCCCUCCAACAACCAGAAAGACCCGGUUGGGGUGUACUGCCGUGUACGACCUCUGGGUGUGGAGGACGAGGAGUGUUGCAUCGAGGUCAUCAGCAGCACCACCAUCCAGCUGCACGCCCCUGAAGGCUUCAAAACAAACCGCAAUGGAGAAUACAAAGAGACACAGUAUUCCUUCAAAAAAGUAUUCGGAGUGUCAACAUCUCAGAUGGAGCUGUUUGAGUUUGUGGCCAAACCUCUUGUCGAUGACCUCAUCCAUGGAAAAAAUGGUCUGCUCUUCACGUACGGGGUCACAGGAAGUGGAAAGACGUUCACCAUGACUGGCUCUCCAGGCCAGGGUGGACUUCUACCUCGCUCUCUUGACAUGAUCUUCAACAGUAUUGGACCCUACCAGGCCAAACGAUAUGUUUUCAAGACUGAUGACAAAAAUGGCAUGGAGGUCCAGAAUGAAGUCGAUGCCUUGUUGGAGCGUCAAAGGCGGGAAAACAACUUGCCUGUUCCUAAGACACCCUCCUCUAGACAAAAGCUUGAUCCUGAAAUUGCUGACAUGAUUAAGCCAGAGGAUGCUUAUAAAGCUGAUGAUGUGGAUGAGGACAGCAGCUACAGCGUCUUCGUCUCCUACAUAGAAAUCUACAACAACUACAUCUAUGACCUCCUGGAGGAAAAUCAGGAGGAUGCAAUCAAACCAAAGUGGAAUGGUGGAGGCACACCUGUGCGCCAGAACACUGAGUUCAUACCACCACAGUCUAAAAUCCUCAGAGAGGAUCAGAAUCACAACAUGUAUGUGGCUGGCUGUAUGGAGGUCGAAGUCAAGUCUGCUGAGGAGGCGUUUCAAGUGUUCUGGAAAGGUCAGAAGAAGAGGAAAGUUGCGAACACCCGCCUGAACAGAGAGUCCAGCCGCUCCCACAGCGUGCUCAUCAUUAAACUGGCUCAGGCUCCUCUUGACGCAGACGGAGACAACAUCCUCCAGGAUAAAAACCAGGUGAGUGUUAGUCAGCUGUGCCUGGUGGAUUUGGCAGGAAGUGAGCGCACCGGAAGGACGGGGGCAGAAGGCACCCGUAUACGUGAAGCAGGUAACAUUAAUCAGUCCCUGCUGAAUCUGCGGACGUGCAUUGAGAUACUUCGAGAGAACCAGAUGUGUGGCACAAAUCGGAUGGUCCCCUACAGAGACUCUAAAGUAACCCAUCUGUUCAAGAACUACUUUGACGGAGAGGGCAAAGUCAGAAUGGUUGUCUGUGUCAAUCCCAAAGGCGACGACUACGAGGAAACCUUGCUGGUGAUGCGGUUUGCAGAGAUGACCCAGGAGGUGGAAGUGGCUCGUCCAGUGGACAGGCCCAUCUGUGGCUUCACCCCGGGCCGUCGCCAUAGAAACCAGGCCUUCAAAGAGGAACUGUCUCGCAAGCUGGAGGAGCGAGGCGGCCCGACAGACAGAGACCUGCCCUCUGUUAUAAACCACCUGGUGCACAGCCUCCCACCUCUACCAUCCUCUGAGCUGACCGACCCCCAUGAUGACAUCACCCUGCCAAGGCUCAUCGAAGCUCUGCAGAACAGACACAGGAUCAGACAGAUGAUGAUCGACGAAUACAACAAAGCAGCCAACAUGAUGAAGUCCAUGCUUCAGGAACUGGACAACAACCUCAUUACUAAAGACAAUUUCAUUCAUGAACAAAACGGCAAACUGGUGGAGAAGGACAAAAUCAUCCAGAACAACAAGGCAGAGUUGGAACGCUUGGAGAAGAAAAACAAGAUGCAAGAACACAAGAUUGACAUCCUGCAGAAAACUACUAAAAUCUAUGAGGACGACAAGCGCUCACUGAUGCAUGAACUGGAAACCAGAGACCAGAGGCUGCAGAGGGAGCUGUCUGACAAGAGACGCAUGGAGCAGCGCAUGCAUGGCGUCGUCACAGAUACACAGUACAAAUGGGAGAAAGAAUGUGACCGACGCGUUAAUGCGAUGCAGCUGGAGAUGCAAAACAAACUUUGGGUGAAAGACGAGAAACUGAAGCAGCUCAAGGCUAUCGUGACGGAGAGCAAGACUCCAGGUCGUCCUGAGCCUCCACCGCGUCAGACUCAGCCUAAGAGGCCUUCCAGAGAGGAACGCCUCCCUGCGAAAAGAUCAGCCUCGCCCUCACCUGUCCCUUGCCCUGUUGAUUCUCCCUGUGUCAGGCCAGUGCCAGGGCCAGUCAGUGCCACUAGAGUUGAGGAGGUUGAGAUGAACCCAAGGCCCGCCUGCCCCGUCCCCAGCACCAGUAGCUCUUUGUCUGUGUCUAGCUGCGUCUCUGCAUGGGAGCAGCGCAUGGCCCAGAACAGCAGGCAGGGUCACCAGUCCCCUAGUACGCCCACAAGAACCCAGUCCCCAGCAGGCCCCGUGGCCAGCCGGGGAAGGAGGAGAGCUCUGUGUUGGGUUAGAGAGGAGGAGGAGGAAGAAGAGGAAGAAGCAGCAGCCAGCUCCCCUCCAGUUGAUCUAGACCUAAUUGAGAGAAGCUACAGGACAACAACACCGGUGCGGCCGCUGCACCGUCGCUCCCGCUCUGCUGGUGGGGAGAAGUGGGUGGACCACAAGCCCUCCUCCAGUGUGGACUUGGGGACAGUCUUACAGCCUGUCAUCCCCAACGCUAUCCAGGUGUCUGCACCCAGUGAGAAGGCCCUGUCAAAGUGUGACAGAUAUGUGUUAACGCACCAGGAGGUCGCCUCUGAUGGCGAGAUACAGACCAAACUUAUUAAGGGUGAGGUAAUUAAGACCAGAGGAGGAGGACAGGCUGUCCAGUUCACUGACAUCGAGACUCUCAAACAGGAGCUCACCGCAGUCCCAAGGCGCAAAAGAAAAUCCUCAGAAGGUGCACCUGCCAACGAAAAUGCAUCAGAUGGAGCUUGGACUGAUGUGGAGACAAGGUGUUCUGUGGCGAUGGAGAUGAGGGCUGGAUCCAACAUGGGUCCUGGCUAUGAGCAUCAUGGGAUCACCAAGCGCAGAAAACCCUGAAAGCAGUUGACCACUGCUCCAGUCAUCACUCCCCUCUGCCCUCACCUGGCUCUUGUGCAAUAGUCUAAACUUUUUUAUAUAUAUUUAGCUGUAGUGAUAUUUAAACAUUUUCCACACUUUUUUAUAUAUAUGCAGAAGUGUAUAUACAUGUGUCACCAAAGCUGUUUUCUGAAAAUAUUUUAUACAUUGUAUUUGAACCAAUAGAAAACAAGUGUUAUCUGAUUCAGUCAAGGAUGGUGGCAAAUAUCUACUGUGGCGCUGCUGCUGCUGAAAAGAGUCUGUUUGCAUGUUUAUGUGUUGACAGUCACGUUUGUUACUUGGCACAUGAAGAGGAGUUGUGAAGCUGCCACACUAUUGAUUUUGUCUGUUUCUGUCUCUUGAUUGGUGAAUCAUACUGAGUUUUAAGUAGAGUUUGAAUAAUCCAGUUCUUUAUGAAGUUCUUUCUUUAUAAAAUUUGCUUCUGCCACUAAUGAAACUGAACUCUCCUGCCUUCACUGUACGCUCAGGAAUAAAAUUCCUUUGAAGCACCAGCUUGUUGUGUAUAUUCA